Messenger RNA from Nerophis lumbriciformis (worm pipefish), 4476 nucleotides. NCBI's taxonomy places the organism in Eukaryota, Metazoa, Chordata, Actinopteri, Syngnathiformes, Syngnathidae. The record is from RefSeq and is a predicted model, not a curated record.
AUGGUCAGCUUCCUGGAUUCAAGGACUUUACUGCUACUUGCAGCCGCACAUGUGUGCCUAUUAGCCGUUGUCAGAUGUCAGGACAACAACCAGGAGGAUGCAUCUACCUGCUUGCAGGAUGGACAACGCUAUAGUGACAAGGACGUGUGGAAGCCCGAGCCGUGUCGCAUCUGCGUGUGCGACACCGGGACCGUCCUGUGCGACGAAAUAGUCUGCGACGAGCUCAGAGACUGCCCCAAGCCCGAAAUCCCAUUCGGAGAGUGUUGCCCCAUCUGCGCCGCUGACCCAUCAACGCCCAUUGGAACACCUGGAUCUAAGGGCCAGAAAGGGGAACCCGGAGAUAUUACUGAUGUUAUAGGACCAAGAGGACCAGCUGGCCCAAUGGGCCCACCAGGUGAGCAGGGACAUCGAGGACCAAGAGGAGAAAAGGGAGAGAGGGGAACACCAGGUCCACGUGGCAGAGAUGGCGAGCCUGGCACCCCAGGAAACCCUGGACCCCCUGGACCACCAGGCCCUAAUGGACCCCCUGGCCUUGGUGGAAACUUUGCUGCUCAGAUGGCAGGCGGCUUCGACGAGAAGGCCGGUGGUGGCGCUCAAAUGGGUGUGAUGCAAGGACCUAUGGGCCCAAUGGGUCCCCGCGGACCACCUGGCCCAACUGGAUCCCCUGGCCCUCAAGGAUUCCAAGGUAGCCCAGGAGAGGCUGGAGAACCAGGACAAUCUGGUCCCAUGGGACCUCGUGGACCCCCAGGGCCUUCUGGAAAACCUGGAGAUGAUGGCGAGGCUGGCAAACCUGGCAAAUCAGGUGAGCGUGGGCCUUCUGGACCUCAGGGAGCACGCGGAUUCCCUGGAACGCCCGGGCUGCCUGGCAUCAAGGGACAUCGAGGAUACCCUGGUCUUGAUGGAGCAAAGGGAGAGACUGGUGCAGUUGGGGCAAAGGGAGAGUCUGGUGCUGGUGGAGAGAGUGGAGCUCCUGGACCAAUGGGGCCUCGAGGUCUUCCGGGUGAGAGAGGACGUCCUGGACCCAGUGGUGUUGCUGGUGCCCGUGGUAAUGAUGGUUUGCCUGGUCCUGCCGGUCCCCCGGGCCCGGUUGGUCCUUCUGGAGCUCCGGGCUUCCCUGGCUCUCCUGGUUCAAAGGGAGAAGCUGGUCCCACUGGUGCUCGCGGACCAGAGGGUGCUCAGGGACCCCGCGGAGAGUCAGGCACACCUGGAUCAUCUGGACCUUCUGGCGCUUCUGGAAACCCUGGUACCGAUGGGAUCCCUGGAUCUAAGGGAUCAUCUGGUGCUCCCGGUAUCGCAGGCGCUCCCGGCUUCCCGGGACCUCGUGGGCCUCCCGGGCCUCAGGGAGCAACCGGACCUCUCGGGCCAAAAGGAACAUCUGGAGAUCCAGGUAUCACGGGCUUCAAGGGAGAGGCUGGGCCUAAAGGAGAGAUUGGACCAGCUGGUCCUCAGGGAGCCCCCGGCCCACAAGGAGAAGAGGGCAAAAGAGGACCCAGAGGGGAACCUGGUGCUGCUGGACCACUUGGACCUCACGGAGAGAGAGGAUCUCCUGGUAACCGUGGCUUCCCAGGUCAGGAUGGUCUGGCUGGUCCCAAGGGUGCCCCCGGUGAGCGCGGACCCGCCGGUGCCAGUGGUCCAAAGGGUGCUAAUGGUGACCCCGGCCGUCCUGGAGAGUCUGGUCUACCUGGUGCCAGAGGUCUUACAGGACGUCCCGGUGAUGCGGGUCCCCAAGGCAAAGUCGGACCUUCUGGAGCUCCCGGUGAAGAUGGCCGACCAGGACCCCCAGGGCCACAGGGGGCACGCGGACAACCUGGCGUUAUGGGAUUCCCUGGCCCCAAAGGAGCAACUGGCGAACCUGGCAAAUCUGGAGAAAAGGGAUUGGUUGGAGCUCAUGGUCUGAGAGGUUUGCCUGGCAAAGAUGGUGAAACUGGUGCUGCCGGACCUCCUGGUCCUGCUGGCCCCGCUGGUGAGAGAGGAGAGCAAGGUCAGCCAGGUCCUUCUGGUUUCCAGGGUCUGCCUGGCCCGCCCGGUCCCCCUGGCGAGGGAGGCAAGCCUGGAGAUCAGGGUGUUCCAGGAGAAGGUGGAGCUGCCGGUGCCACUGGACCCAGGGGAGAGCGCGGCUUCCCCGGAGAGAGAGGAGCCGCCGGCCCUCAGGGUCUGCAGGGACCCCGCGGCCUGCCCGGAACUCCUGGAACUGACGGCCCCAAGGGUGCCAUUGGACCUGCUGGAGGUGCUGGAGCUCAGGGACCUCCUGGUCUGCAGGGUAUGCCCGGAGAGAGAGGCGGCUCAGGUAUUCCAGGACCCAAAGGAGACAGAGGUGACAUUGGAGAAAAAGGACCUGAAGGUGCUCCAGGAAAAGACGGCGGAAGGGGUCUUACUGGUCCCAUCGGCCCUCCUGGUCCUGGUGGUCCCAAUGGAGAAAAAGGUGAAUCUGGUCCAGCUGGUCCUUCUGGUGCUCCUGGUACCCGCGGCGCUCCUGGUGAUCGAGGCGAGACUGGGCCUCCUGGGCCAGUUGGAUUUGCUGGACCCCCUGGCUCUGAUGGACAACCUGGACUUAAGGGAGAGAUGGGAGAGUCUGGCCAGAAGGGUGACGCCGGUGCCCCCGGCCCACAAGGACCAUCCGGUGCCCCUGGCCCCGCUGGCCCAACUGGUGUUUCUGGACCCAAAGGCGCACGUGGUGCUCAGGGACCUUCCGGUGCCACCGGUUUCCCUGGAGCCGCCGGCCGAGUCGGACCCCCUGGUCCCAAUGGCAAUCCUGGACCCGCCGGUCCCGCAGGUCCAUCUGGCAAAGACGGCCCCAAGGGCGUGAGGGGAGACGGUGGCCCCCCAGGCAGACAGGGCGACGCUGGGCUCCGUGGUCCUGCUGGGGCUCCUGGAGAGAAGGGAGACGCUGGAGAGGAUGGUCCUCCUGGUGCUCUCGGGCCCUCUGGUCCUCAAGGUUUGGCCGGCCAGCGUGGUAUUGUGGGUUUGCCCGGACAGCGUGGCGAGAGAGGCUUCCCCGGCCUUCCUGGACCCUCUGGCGAGCCUGGAAAGCAAGGAGCCCCCGGCGGCAGCGGAGACCGCGGACCCCCCGGGCCCGUCGGACCGCCCGGGCUCACCGGACCUGCGGGAGAGCCCGGCAGAGAGGGCAGCCCUGGAUCUGAUGGACCUCCUGGUAGAGAUGGUUCUCCUGGAAUCAAGGGUGACCGCGGAAACACCGGUCCAGCCGGUGCUCCUGGUGCCCCAGGUGCCCCCGGAUCCACGGGCCCGGUUGGUCCCACUGGAAAGCAGGGAAACCGAGGAGAGGCUGGCGCACAAGGACCCGCCGGACCUCCGGGACCUGCUGGAGCUAGAGGAAUGCCCGGACCCCAAGGACCUCGUGGUGACAAGGGUGAAGGUGGAGAGUCUGGUGAGAGAGGACAGAAGGGACACAGAGGUUUCACCGGUCUGCAGGGUUUGCCUGGACCUCCGGGUCAAGCUGGAGACCAGGGCGCUACUGGACCUGCUGGACCUUCUGGACAAAGAGGACCACCUGGACCUAUUGGGCCCAGUGGAAAGGAGGGUACGAAUGGUUUGCCUGGACCCAUCGGACCCCCCGGACCUCGCGGUCGUGGUGGAGAUACUGGUCCUUCAGGCCCUCCCGGAAACCCCGGCCCCCCCGGACCUCCCGGUCCCCCCGGCCCCGGCAUCGACAUGUCCGCCUUUGCCGGCCUGGGUCACACAGAGAAGUCUCCCGACCCUCUCAGGUACAUGAGAGCCGACCAGGCUUCCGGAAACCUGCGUCAGCACGACGCCGAGGUGGACGCCACGCUCAAGUCCCUCAACAACCAGAUUGAGAACAUCCGCAGUCCCGAGGGGUCCAAGAAGAACCCUGCUCGUACCUGUAGGGACCUCAAACUCUGCCAUCCCGACUGGAAGAGCGGAGAGUACUGGAUCGACCCCAAUCAGGGUUGCACGGUGGACGCCAUUAAAGUAUUCUGCAACAUGGAGACAGGCGAAUCUUGCGUCCGCUCCAAACCGUCCAGCAUCCCGCGCAAGAACUGGUGGUCCAGCAAGAGCAAAGACCGCAAACAUGUGUGGUUCGGAGAGACCAUGAACGGAGGAUUCCACUUCAGCUACGGUGACGACAACCUGGCGCCUAACACGGCAGCGAUCCAGAUGACGUUCCUGCGCCUGCUGUCUACCGAGGCGUCACAGAACAUCACCUACCACUGUAAGAACAGUGUGGCCUACAUGGACGCCGCCGCUGGCAACCUGAAGAAGGCCGUGCUGCUGCAGGGCUCUAACGACGUGGAAAUCCGCGCCGAGGGCAACAGCCGAUUCACCUACAGCGUCAUGGAGGAUGGCUGCACGAGACACACGGGCAAGUGGGGCAAGACAGUCUUUGAAUACCGAUCGCAGAAGACCUCGCGCCUUCCCAUCGUGGACGUGGCCCCCAUGGACAUCGGCGGUCCCGAGCAGGAGUUCGGCGUGGAAGUGGGCGCAGUCUGUUUCUUGUAA